This is a messenger RNA of Penicillium digitatum Pd1, 1002 nucleotides long. RefSeq names its product ribonuclease H2 catalytic subunit RNH201. Gene Ontology annotation, biological process: mismatch repair; DNA replication, removal of RNA primer. The record is from RefSeq and is a predicted model, not a curated record. NCBI's taxonomy places the organism in Eukaryota, Fungi, Ascomycota, Eurotiomycetes, Eurotiales, Aspergillaceae. Gene Ontology annotation, cellular component: ribonuclease H2 complex. Gene Ontology annotation, molecular function: RNA-DNA hybrid ribonuclease activity; RNA binding.
AUGGCAAACGAUCCUCCCCACGUCAAUCCUCCUAGUGUGAUUUCAGAACCCCUCCUCUCCGGCGAGUCCUACGCGUACUACACCCCAUGCCCAAAUGCAAUCACGCCCCAACAGACCUCACCCACGAUCCAUGAUACGAAUGAGAGUACACCAUGUGUUUUGGGUGUCGAUGAAGCCGGCCGUGGUCCAGUCCUAGGGCCAAUGGUCUACGGUGCCUUCUAUCUCCCUCUUGAUCUUCAUCACUCGCUUUUGACCGAGAAACACAGCUUUGAUGACAGCAAAGUGCUUACACCCGCCGUGCGAGAAAACUUGAUGCAUCUAUUGAAUACACCAGGAUAUCCGUUGUUCGAGUCCUGCGGAUAUGCGGUCAAGGUGCUUUCGGCGCGCGACAUCUCUUCUGGCAUGAUGAGAUCACCCACUGCAGUAUACAAUCUGAACGCCCAAGCUAUGGAUGCCACGGUGGAGAUAAUUCGAGGAGUCGUUGAAGACCGUGGGGUGGAUGUGCGAGAGGUAUACAUUGACACGAUUGGGAACCCCGCUACGUACCAGCAAAAAUUGGAGCGAAUAUUCCCAUCUCUCAAAAUUACGGUGGCAAAGAAAGCCGAUUCCUUGUAUCCCUGUGUCAGCGCCGCCAGUGUGGUAGCCAAGGUGACACGAGAUGUUGCACUGGAAGUGAUGUAUGAGGCCGUGCUUCGAGCUGAGCAAUCACUUAGCCCAACCCCCCAAACUUGGGGAAGUGGCUAUCCCUCGGACUCCAAGUGCGUCGGCUGGCUUCGACGCAAUAUGGACACUGUGUUUGGAUGGGGCAGUGAAUGUCGAUUCAGCUGGGGUACUGCGAAGGAGAUGCUUGAAAUGAAAGGAGGAGCGCGAGUCGACUGGCCCGACGAGGAGGAAGGGGCACCUCGGCUGGAUGAGUUCUUACUAUCAUCAGCUCCCGGGAAAAGCACAGGCAAGGUUGGAUUACGGGAUUGGUAUGGCUACAGACACACUGGAGUUCUCUGA